Messenger RNA from Abrus precatorius (Indian licorice), 2708 nucleotides. Its product is annotated as acetolactate synthase 3, chloroplastic-like. Gene Ontology annotation, molecular function: flavin adenine dinucleotide binding; thiamine pyrophosphate binding; acetolactate synthase activity. Gene Ontology annotation, cellular component: acetolactate synthase complex. Lineage: Eukaryota; Viridiplantae; Streptophyta; Magnoliopsida; Fabales; Fabaceae. The record is from RefSeq and is a predicted model, not a curated record. The coding region runs from base 53 to 2011 and encodes 652 amino acids. The transcript has a single exon. Gene Ontology annotation, biological process: L-valine biosynthetic process.
UUUAUUAUACUCAGUGAUUAAGAUUAGGGCCUGCGAUCCAAAAUCAUUGAAGAUGGCGGCAACUACUCCAAAACCCGCGUUCACCUCUCUCCCUUCUUCCGCUCCAAAGCACUUUACCAACUUCGCAACCCUCCCAUUUUCCUCAACCCCAAACAGCCCCUCUCAAUCCCAACGCCGUUCCCUUCGAAUCUCCAGCUCCCUCUCCGACCCUACGCCCAAAGCCACCGCCUCCGCCGUUGCCCCCGCCACCGAACUCUUCGUUUCCCGAUUUGCUCUCGACCAGCCCCGCAAGGGCGCUGACAUUCUCGUCGAAGCCCUUGAGCGUCAAGGCGUCACCGAUGUCUUCGCCUACCCUGGCGGCGCGUCGAUGGAGAUCCACCAAGCCCUCACGCGCUCCGCCACCAUCCGCAACGUCCUCCCCCGCCAUGAGCAAGGCGGCGUUUUCGCCGCCGAGGGUUAUGCCCGCUCCUCCGGCCUCCCGGGCGUCUGCAUCGCCACCUCCGGCCCCGGCGCUACCAAUCUCGUCAGCGGCCUCGCAGACGCCAUGCUCGAUAGCGUUCCCCUCGUCGCCAUCACCGGCCAAGUCCCUCGCCGCAUGAUUGGCACCGACGCAUUCCAAGAAACCCCUAUCGUUGAGGUAACGCGAUCCAUCACCAAGCACAACUACCUUGUUCUUGACGUAGAUGACAUCCCUAGGAUCGUGAAUGAAGCUUUUUUCUUAGCAACUUCUGGAAGACCUGGUCCUGUGUUAAUUGAUAUACCUAAAGAUAUUCAACAACAGCUUGCGGUUCCCAAUUGGGAUCAACCAAUUAGGUUAACUGGUUACACUUCUAGGUUACCUAAGUCUCCCAAUGAGGCACAUUUGGAGCUCAUUGUGAGGUUGCUCUUGGAAUCUAAGAAACCUGUUUUGUAUGUUGGUGGUGGGUGUUUGAACUCUAGUGAGGAAUUGAGGCGUUUUGUUGAACAUACUGGUGUUCCUGUUGCUAGUACUUUGAUGGGUCUAGGUGCUUACCCCACUGCUGACGAGAAUUCCCUACAAAUGCUUGGAAUGCAUGGAACUGUUUAUGCUAAUUAUGCUGUGGAUAGAUGUGAUCUCUUGCUUGCGUUUGGGGUGCGGUUUGACGAUCGUGUCACGGGGAAGCUUGAGGCUUUUGCUAGUCGGGCGAAGAUUGUUCACAUUGAUAUUGAUUCGGCUGAGAUUGGGAAGAACAAGCAGCCACAUGUGUCGGUUUGUGGCGAUUUGAAGUUGGCCUUGAAAGGGAUAAAUAGGAUAUUGGAGAGCAAAGGGCUUGGGGGUAUACUUGAUUUCAGAGCUUGGAGAGAGGAACUGAAUGAGCAGAAACACAGGUUCCCUUUGAGUUAUCAGACGUUUGAGGAAGCUAUUCCUCCUCAGUAUGCCAUACAGGUUCUUGAUGAGCUGACCAAUGGAAAUGCUAUUGUAAGUACUGGAGUUGGGCAGCACCAGAUGUGGGCUGCUCAGUUUUACAAGUAUAAGAGACCUAGGCAGUGGUUGACAUCGGGUGGUCUUGGUGCCAUGGGGUUUGGAUUGCCUGCUGCCAUUGGAGCUGCUGUGGCUAACCCAGGCGCAGUUGUGGUUGACAUUGACGGUGAUGGGAGUUUUAUGAUGAACGUUCAGGAGCUGGCCACUAUUAAGGUGGAGAAACUCCCUGUUAAGAUACUGUUGUUGAAUAAUCAACACUUGGGUAUGGUUGUUCAAUGGGAAGAUCGCUUUUAUAAGUCUAAUAGAGCUCACACUUAUCUUGGAGACCCGUCUAAGGAAGAUGAAAUAUUCCCAAACAUGUUGAAGUUUGCCGAUGCUUGUGGGAUACCAGCAGCACGUGUGACGAAGAAAGAAGACCUUAGAGCAGCAAUUCAGAAAAUGUUGGAUACCCCUGGCCCCUACCUUCUUGAUGUCAUUGUACCCCAUCAGGAGCAUGUCUUGCCAAUGAUUCCUAGCAAUGGAACUUUCCAGGACGUGAUAACUGAGGGUGAUGGAAGGACAAGUUACUGAUUUCCUGAGCAUAUUUAUCUUGAUGGUGGUUUUGUAUAAUACUAGGCUAUAUCAGCUUCUAAUUUUUGUAUUAAGUCAGCAACUAAAGUAGGCUGUUUGUUUCUAUACAAUUUCCGUUUCUUUUACGUGAAUGUAACCCCUACUGCUCUGUAAAUGAGUGCAAGUAAUAUUCUUUUUGUUCAUUAUAUCUCCCCUUGGUUAUUUGGUUGAUUAUUUUGGUGCUGAAAUUGCAUUCAUGGUUACUUAGCAAAAUAUUGCAAUCAGAAUUCAGAAGCUUAUUUCUUUGUACCAAAAGCACAGAACUGGUAGUUAGCUAUGGAAAACACAUGAAUUAGCAUGUAGAACUGAGUUCAUUGUCUCUUAGAUACUAACUUUGACAGCACUUAUAUUUUCUCUUGGCUGUCGUAUUGAAAUUUGAAUUCCUUAAUAUCAACACUGUUACGCCGCCCGGUUUUUAUGCAAAAUUGUCUGCUACAGGCAGGUCUUUUGAUUGAGUUCUCAAAAGAGAAUUAGAGGAAGAAGCAAGAAAGUUUUCUUUGAUAGAGGUUAUUCUGUGAAGUUGCUUGGUUAGAAUUGAUGGCAAAAAGUGUGGGGUGUUUUUCAUGUUACUAGUCCAGGUAGUUGUGCAAAUUAGGCAUAGCCUCUUCACUUUAAUUUAUCUUAUUAUUAUUAUUAUUAUUGUAUUUAAUUUUUUUAA